AGCAUCAAGUUCAGUGCUAAAGAAUCGCAGCGACGGUUGCACGCGCGGAUUUAAAUUUUGAAUUUCGAACUUGAAGUGUUUUAGUGUUGUGGUUGUGUUUUUUUGGAUUGGUUGUCGUGAAUAGGGUUGGCGAAGUUUAAAUUCACGUCCACUGCUGGACCUAAGACUGAGGAUCGUCAGAUCGGUCCCUCACCCAACGGACUCCCAUAGACUUCAUCAGAUCAUCAUUCGACAAACGUUGUUUUGAGCACCAUGCCAGCCUACGACAACGCUGGCGCCACAAUCUCCCUCGAGGAUGUACGGGAUCCAGAAGUUGGAACCGAUGACUUCGAGAUAGCACAAAGAAGACGUAUCCAGUUUAAGACUCAGAAGUCCACAUUAUCCUCUAGAAGACAGCAAGCAGUGUGCGUCAGAAGGGCGUACAAGCGAUAUGGUUCCAAAAGCAGUCCAAAUGUCAUUCUCGACGGACUGAAUAUGACCGUGCCUAAAGGCGCUAUAUACGGUCUCCUGGGUGCUUCGGGAUGUGGGAAGACAACUCUCCUUUCUUGCAUCGUCGGCCGCCGUCGGUUGAACUCUGGAGAGAUCUGGGUGCUCGGAGGUCGGCCAGGGAGCCGCGGCAGUGGAGUCCCUGGACCUAGGGUCGGGUACAUGCCUCAGGAAGUGGCACUGUUCGGCGAGUUCUCCAUCCGAGAGACCAUGAUCUACUUUGGCUGGAUAGCUGGCAUGACGACGAGCGAGGUUGACGAGAGAGUUGACUUUCUGCUGACCCUGCUGCAGCUGCCGCAUCCCACCAAGCAAGUGAAGACCCUGUCAGGAGGUCAGAAAAGAAGAGUAUCGUUGGCUGCGGCUCUCAUCCAUGAGCCGGAGCUCGUGAUCUUGGAUGAGCCCACCGCUGGAGUCGACCCUGUACUGCGACAAAGCAUCUGGGAUCAUUUAGUGGAGAUUACCAAAGGAGGCAGAACCACAGUAAUCAUCACAACACACUACAUUGACGAAACAAAACAAGCUAAUAUUAUUGGCUUGAUGCGUGGGGGCCGCUUCCUUGCCGAGGAAGCACCGAAUGAACUCCUCCGUCGCUACCAGGCCGACAACCUUGAGGACGUAUUUUUGAAACUGGCUGUUCUGCAGAACAGGGGCAAGAGGCGCCGUUCCAGCAUCCUGGAAGAUAUCGUGAAGAAGGUGGAAUUGCCGUCUUUGCCGGAUCCUGCUGUAAUCGAUCUAGAAGAAGACAUCGGUGAGAUCUCCGGAGAAUUCGGAGAUAACGUCUCCAUGAGUAGCAAAGGCCGCGUAGUCGUUACACCAGAUGUAGCUCCCCUAGAGGCCUUACCUCCGGAAGAUAACCCACCGAUCGGCUGCUUGGAGAGAAUCAAGCCGAUGAGAUGGAGGAACAUGAAAGCAUUACUGUGGAAGAACUUCUUGACUCUCUUUAGGAAUUACGCCCUCCUCGCCUUCAUCGUCGUCCUCCCGCUCUCGCAAAUGGUCCUCUUCUGCAUCGCCGUAGGCCACGACCCUCAAGGCCUGCCCAUGUGCGUGGUCAAUCACGAGCUUGGAGAAAACAAUACUAACACUCCUUGUGACUGGGACAAGACGUGUCCGUUGGAUCCAGAGACUUAUGAGUGGGAUUUGAAACGGUUCAGCUGCCAGUAUUUGGAGUUCUUUGCCAAGCGACAGCCUAACCAGAUCUUCUACCCAACGAAGGAAGUAGUGAUGGACGCAGCGUACCAUGGCAAGUGCCGCGUGGUGUUGAUCUUCCAGGCCAACUUCUCCACCAGCCUCAUGGACCGUCUCCGGGACCCGCGACAUGCCUCCGACAUCGACCUUUACAAUUCCGACAUUGAAGUACAUUUGGAUGAUACAGACAAGCAAGUGCAGUGGAUGUUGGCGCGGGACAUUCAGCUCGCGUUUGGAGAAGCCACCCAGAACCUCGCCAAGACAUGCCAGCUGCCGACUCGCCUGCUGUCCAUACCUGUUUACAUUAACGAACCACCCAUAUAUGGAAUCUCUUCACCAGAAAUGACAGACUUCGCCGGACCUGGAGUUAUUUUGACGAUUGUUUUCUUCUUGGCUGUGGCUCUGACAACGAGCUCCAUGUUGGCUGAAAGGAACGAAGGCAUUCUGGAGAGGUCUCUGGUGUCGGGAAUUACAGGCACGGAGAUCCUGUUCUCGCACGUGUGCAUCCAGAUGUUCAUGAUGAUGACGCAGGCCGCCGUGGUGCUGUUUAUCGGCUUCGUGUUCUUCGACCUCACCAACAACGGGCCUCUCGGCUGGAUCAUUUUGUUGACGGUGCUCAAUGGCUUCUGCGGGAUGACUUUUGGUUUCUUCGUGUCCUGUCUCUGCGACACCGAGAGAACCGCAACGUUCAUCGCUCUAGGAUCAUUCCUGCCAAUGAUGUUGCUAUGCGGCAUCGUCUGGCCUAUUGAAGCUCUCCACGAGUGCCUCCAAUGGAUCAGCUACGUGCUCCCCCUCACCAAGUCCACGGAAUCCCUCCGCUCCAUGCUGCAGCGUGGCUGGACCAUAAACAUGCCUAUGGUGUAUAACGGCUUCCUGUCCACCGGCAUAUGGAUCGCCUUAUAUUUGAUAGGCAGUAUUCUCUUGAUCAAGUUUAAGAAGGGUUAGUUACUAGUACCAGGUUCUGUUUUUUAUAUUUAUUUAUCAUGGAAUAGUUUAUCUACUAGAUGUACACAGUUGUAUUAUGGAUAGCUUAAUCUACGUGAUAAAAUAAGUGUCACUUUUUAACACAACGCAAUUGAAAAGGAUCGAGAUUGCUAUCACGCUAUCACGUAGACAAAUAUGGCUAUCAUAUCAACGUGCAGAGGGCCUACCGCGAUCCACGACAAAUUGUCUCUCUGCCUCACUUGUAAAUUCGUGUCAGGGCACCUCUACACGAUGGCCCAGCGUUGGCCAGUCCAAGGGACGCAGCUAUGCGGUGAAAUGAGAUACUUGCUCCCUCUAACGCAUAAAUGCGUCCCUAGGACUGGCCUACGCUGAGCCAUCAUGUAGAGGAGCCAUCACAGCCCUCAGGUAUGGCUUGAGCCGCAAUACUUUUCAAAUAAAAUAAACAUGUAUGUGUAAUAAGCACGACUCUUUUAUGAAAAAUGCGGAGCCUAGUAGGUAGAUAGUUUGUGUAUUUUAUUGUAAUUUAAUAGUUAUUUUGGGUAUGUAAUUAUUUUUUAAAUAAAUCCGUCCUCUUGUAAAAGCAUAAGUGCUGUAAUAAUAUUGUUUGUAUUUUGUGUAUUUUUCUGUACCUACAAUAUUUAGUCACAUUAUUUUAUUGUAUUUUUUUGACACAAUGAGAAUAGCUUUAAGAGUAUCUUAGAAUAAGUAGUUGUUUCUAAUAUCAAGAGCAUUAGAGCUUUUAAUAAGAGAAUGAAAUAAAUAAUGUAAUAGACUGAAUGGAACUAUUAUCAUGACAAAAAUGACAAUAUUGUCAGCUUAAAAACGAAUGGUGAUAAUGUGAAAUAAUUUCGUCUGUCUUGGGGAGCCACUUCCGUUCCCCCAUUAUUGUAUAAUUAGUUUGUGAAGUUUUAAUUGAAAAAAAGUUAAUCGUACAAAUUUAACGUAAUCUCGUAAAAAGUGUCACAAAGUGCCAUUUUUUCGUAAAAAGUUUAAGGAGAAAAAAAAUCAAGUAUUUAUAUUAAUUAUAAAAUCCGGCCAGUCGGUAUUUGUAAUAUCACCUUUCAAUUUGAUUUACGUUUUUUUAUUUAACUAUUUGACAUGUAUUAUAAUUAAAUUUGUUUUAUUUUGUAUUUAGUGAUUUUUGUGCUGGCGAAACCGUAAGCGAUAUUCAAAAAAUCAUUCAAUUGUGCAACGCCAUUUUGCUGUUAAAUCUCUGGUCAGGUGGGGUAAGACGGAUAUAGUUUAUUUUGCUCGGGACAAGACUAACAGUAUUAGGAUUCCCUACUAGUGUUAAAACAAGUUAAACAACAACAACACAACAACAACAAAAAGUGUUGUGUGUUAGUGCGUGUAAAAGCUGGGGUGGUUAGAGUAGCGCUACCUCGUUUCACGCAAAAUCAGCACAAAGUCGAUUUGCAGAAAAUGCCCAGAAGAACUAAUUAACUAAGUGUUCGUCUUGUCCAGGUGAUAUUCUUACCCCACUUUACCUUAGUUGAAACUUUUUAAGCUGACCGGGAAUAAUACAUUCAUUAAGAAAGCCAUUUUGUCAUACAAAGCAUAACAACGCCGACGUCUUUAUCUAAGUAUGGCUUUCAAUGUCCAAGUGUCAUUAUUGAAUGUGAUAUGCUACUGCAAUUUCAACCUUGUGAAUUAGAGAAGAUGGUAGCUAUUUGUAUGCAUUUUUUGUUACUUGCUAUUAUUUGUUAAUAGCCGUAGCCUUAAACAUUAAAGAACAAUUUCAUUGUUCCUAAGAAUCGUGUCAUUCACGAAAACGCGUGCCUUGACUUGUCAUGUUGUUAAAGUAAAGGUUAGAUUUGACACAUCUACGCGUCAUCGUGGAUGACACGAACUAAAAUCGCUGAAUUUAUAAACGGUCAGCUUAAAAAAAUACUAUAGGUAACGCUUUUUUUGUAAAUUCUUUUAAAGUUUCAAUUUAUUUUAAUUGUUAAUUUACGUAAUAAACUGCAAGUUCAAAUAGAUUUUCUAAUAUCACAUACGGUUGUUAUGCGUAGUCAAGAAGUGCAUUCAAACUACUGAUCUGCCGUCGAAAACUCUCCAAAAUUGUGGAAUUUCCAGAUGGAGAAAUUUCGGAGGGCUCUCAUAUUUUUGUAAGGAAAUCGACAUUUUCCAAUUUCAUUAUGAACGUUUAUGUUUGCUGUAAAGUUUCCCUGAUAUUUCCUAGAACUUGUCCAACUUUUUUUUUGUCAACUGUAUUUCGAGCAGAGUUUACAGGCUUUCAGAAACAUAUUAUAGGGUUUUUUCUGAUAUUACACUAUGAGUAGACUGAAUUCAGUGCUUUAACAACUGUUCAAAAAAAAAAAAUCCGAAUUCAGGUAAAAAUACUUUCUCGUAAGACCCAGGGACUUAAUUGUGUGCUUAAUUAAGAUUUUUUUUUAUUCUGGAGUACUUAGUUGAAGAAUUGAAUUUGUACUCCUAAAAGUACGUUGGGACUUACGAGGAAAAUUUAUAUUUUUAUUUUGAGAAAAAGAAGGUGGAAGGUGUCACUGUAAAUAGGACUUUAUUGGUUUGAUGAUGGGGUUUAUUUUAGAGUACAAUAGAAUUAUAAUGGCUCAAUUAGAUAUUGCUGGCAUUGUGAUAGUAAAGUUAAGGUUUUGUAAAUAAAAGUGGUUUAGAAAUCA
Molecule: messenger RNA, 5255 nt
Organism: Cydia pomonella (codling moth)
Lineage: Eukaryota; Metazoa; Arthropoda; Insecta; Lepidoptera; Tortricidae
Gene: osy
Product: ABC transporter G family member 20-like
Exons: 18
Coding region: 253-2616 (787 amino acids)
Cellular component (GO): membrane
Molecular function (GO): ABC-type transporter activity; ATP hydrolysis activity; ATP binding
Source: RefSeq, a predicted model, not a curated record